This is a messenger RNA of Pocillopora meandrina, 2221 nucleotides long. Lineage: Eukaryota; Metazoa; Cnidaria; Anthozoa; Scleractinia; Pocilloporidae. The record is from the annotation of a GenBank genome assembly.
AUGGCCGAGUUAACUUAUGAUUUUAACAUGAAUAGAUUCAAAAAUCGCCUGGAGACCUUCAAAGACUGGCCCUUUACGGAAGAAACGGGAUCUUGUUGUACUGCGAUGAAGGUAAGGAGGUCACUGCAGAAAACAAACCUUUACGUCAGUAAACUCAUUAAUUACUUCGUUUGUACUGUUCUCAGAUGGCUGAAGCAGGCUUCUUCCACAGCGCGAAUGAUUCUGUUGAUGUUGCACGUUGCUUUGUUUGUCUCAAAGAACUCGAAGGAUGGGAGCCUGAGGACAAUCCAUUGUACGUAAGCUCGACUAUAAUUUGAAUAUCAGACAUGCAUAUCAGGCAGCUUACAUGUUCAGUUGUUGGUUAUCGGCUAAAGGAUGAGGUUAAUAUAUUAUCAUAACGAGUUUUAAUUUUGUAAACGAAGUUGAAAGGAUAAUUGUUGUGUCACUUAAAGACCAAAAAUAAACAGUUCCUUAAAAAUUAUUUUAAUUUGAAAUUAAGGUACUGAAAUUCUGAAACGCGUUUCACAUGUUAAGCUUAGUUCAUUUGUAUUUUCAUCAUUUUCUCAUUGAUAAUCAUGCUCCUAAUUAUUUGACAGCCGAAGUUAAGAUUUCUUUCUGUAUAUUACUUCCCUUUUUGAAAAACAAUGAUUUCCAUUCCAGUGAGGAACACAGAAAGCAUUCUCCGAAAUGUGAAUUUUUGUUGUUGAACAAAAAAGAGGAAGACUGGACAGUGCAAGAAUUUUUAGAAUUGGAAACAAAAAGGCAAAUGAACGUAAUGGUAAUUAUUUGAAAAAAAUUUUCAUCUUAAUAUAUUUUUCUUACUUAAUUUGCAAUUUGUUGAUAGAUGUAUGUAAGAUCUCUAAAUAUGAGGUGGUCCCUCACCAAAUUAAUUUAGUAAGUAUUCAUCUUCUGGCUAACAGAGUCUUGAUUUUGGAUAAUUUGGUUUUAUUAACUAAGUUGUAAAAUUGGCCAUCAUAUGGAGAUUCUAAAGCUGAUUUUUCAAGAUUUAACACUUCCUCCCUCACUCUGACAUAGGGCUGACUUUUAAAAUGUCAGCUGUAGAAACAGUUUAUGAUGGCCUAUUUACAUUCUCAACUCAGUUGAUUGAAUCAAUUUAUCCAGUAAAAACCCCACUGACACUGUGUCACAGUUUCUUCUGAAACUUACCCUAACCCCCUUUAUUGAUUUUGUAGUUUCUAAUCUUUCAUAACACUGAGAAGAUCUAUCAAAGGUGUUGUAGAACAGGGCUUAUACACCCAAGGAUUCUAGAUGCAUAAUACACAGAGCUUAAACCAACAGUUGGAGUUUUGAUCUUUCGUCAGAGAACCUCAAUAAUAACAUUAUGUUAUUAAAAAAAAGCCAAUAAUGCCUAUCAAUAAUAACAGAGUUAUAAUUCUCAUUUUGAAAGGUGCACAUUUAUACAUAUGAAUAGCAAAUGCUGUGCAAGUGGGUGAAAUGAAGACCUGUUCCUCAAUUGUACAUGUAUACCAGGAAAAGCUUUUAAAUUUAACUUUUCCUUAUUAACUUUACAGCAAAAGAUCAUUGAACUCAAGACAAAAGAAUUCUUGGAACUGGCUGAACAUGUCCAAAGUGAAAUGGAAAAGCUUGUUUAAUCUUAUGAUGUUAACCUGACUGUUUAGUAUAAGCCCUGUUUUUAGGAUUGAUAGAGUGUAUCUUAGAGGCCUCCUUUGCAGAUGAUCUCUUGUGUCACCUUAUGAGUUAUGAAUGACUCACUGAAACAUUGUUUGCAAAAUAUUUGCUGGAUUCAAGAGACACUUCAUAGCCUUUUGGAUGGGUGGUGUGACAAGUUAAGAGAAUGUCUGUGUCAGGAGCUAAUAUUGUAUUUGAUAAGCAAGAAAUUGUUGCCUUGCAUUCUAUUCUCCAAACAUUGUUCAUAAUUUUAAACUACAAUUACACAUGUAUGGUCAGUUUGUAGCUUAAUGUGAUAAAGUUUGAACUUUUCAUCAUUGCAAUAUGAAUUACUUUCUUACUUCCUCAGGUUUUUUAGUCUUUUUUUCAAAUAACUGACUUUCAGAGUUUAGUUCAGUAGAGUGACAUGUCUUUGUGCUUUGCUUAUUUAGGUUUAGCUUGAACAAUUUCUUUAGGUUGUUGAAUGGACUGGAAAAAUUCACUUUUCCACUCUUCAGCUUGCUUUUCUCCUGAGUUGUACAUAAUAUAGUUAUCUAUAUAAUGUAGCAUGUUCACUAUUAAAGAAGACAAC